Molecule: messenger RNA, 3746 nt
Organism: Dama dama (fallow deer)
Lineage: Eukaryota; Metazoa; Chordata; Mammalia; Artiodactyla; Cervidae
Gene: SOHLH2
Product: spermatogenesis and oogenesis specific basic helix-loop-helix 2
Exons: 18
Molecular function (GO): protein dimerization activity
Source: RefSeq, a predicted model, not a curated record
CUGGAUUGUCAACAGGAACCUAGUUGUCCCAUUCACUUCAUUCUACUCUGUUCACUUGUUUGUGGGUUGCUGUUUCAGAUCAACAGCAGUUUUUAAAUUAAGGCUUUUGAACUAAAGCCACACUGAUGACAGGAUUCAGUCUGUAACUAUGGAAGUGGAGUGGAAAUUAAGUGCUGAGAGUUGCAAACUGAAGGGUGAAGAAAGACUUACAGUGGAAAGUUACUUCUUAGUCAGAGUUAGUAGACAGGUUGUGACUAGUAAGUCUGGGUGAAGCAAGGGGAAAAGUAGAUGUGUCACCCCCAAGAUGGCAUAUCAGAGGAGUGGGUUUUUACAUGAAGAUGGAAGCGUGUAGUGGUGCUGGAAGCAGCAUUAGAGGCAGGGAGGAUUCCUGACCCUCCUUACCCAAAGGAGCAGGAAUUUCUAUAGACAAACUAGAGAAUUAAACCCAUCAGUUCUCAGCUUUUUACAUUUCAAAAGCUAUGAUUUAUGUGUGAAUCAGAUUUGGGAGAAUCUGUGACUAUCUCUCUACCAUCCAGCUCACUCUCAUCCCCACCUUCCCGGUCUAUGAGAGAACUAAGAACAGUGGCUGAGGACGAAGAAGGGGAACGGAACAGACACUGGUGAGUGUCUGAGAGGGGACCAGCACCUUGCUCCCCACCACCUGCCUCAGGCUGGGCACAGAAGUUAGGAGUACAAAAUCUGCCAUACCAUGUGACUACUGACAUGCUGUGAGGAGAGUUCUUUUGCACUUUUCAGUUAAACUGUAGAUUCUUUGAAGGCAGUGAACCUACUUGGUAUCUUACACAUAACUUUGUACAAAAUAAGCCCUCAAUUGCAUUUAAUUGAAUUGAUGCCUCAAAAUGCUGCCAGUUAUCUUUGGCCCACAACUCAGGACGGUUCAUUUGGACACUAAACACCCUAUCUGUCUAACGUACCACACUAGCUCACGUUCUGUUUAAACAAUUCAAUUCGAAACUUCCAGCACUGGCCCUCUUAACACCUGUGAACAGCAGUGGGAAGCCCAGCCGGGCGGGCGCCGCCCUGUGACGUCACAGGGAGGAGCCUGGCCGCGACCGUGAGGCCGUUCCCCCGACCAAGACUGUGAGAGCCUCCCCUCACCCGGCUUCUGAGUGUCCCCUCAGGCCUAGUGUUGUCAGCUGUGUGAGGGAGGGGCGUGGGUGGCCUCUGAACUGACACUAUGUUGGAAGAAAGAGGCGACAACUUCGACGGUGUGAGCACCGACCGCCUUAAAUUGAAGUUACCAGAAGAAAUGCACCUGAAGGAUAUAGUGCAACUCUCAGCGUUUGAAAUAAGAUACAAGAUUGCAGAACUGGAAACCAAACUCAAUACUGAUGGUGAAGGUGGUGAAUGAAAAACUCAUUAGGAGACACAACUUGAACUAAAUGAUCAACUAGAAAAGCAAAUUGUUUCUCUCAAAGAGAAAAUGGAAAAAAUUUGUGAAAAUCUUUCAGGUAGACUGUCUUCUAUUUGUGUCUAUGAACAGAUGCCAGUGAAAUCCUUAAAUGCAUUGCUUAAACAAUUAGAGAAAGAAAAAAGGAAUCUUGAAAAUCAAGUGAAAGACUAUGCACUGAGACUGGAACAAGAGUCAAAGGUUUCUUACCACAGGACCAACAAUGAGCACUGUACAUACCUCGCUAAAAUGUCUCAGAUCUCUGGCUCCUACCCAGUUUCUCAAAGGAAACAGAUGGAUCAGCUGCCUAAAAUGAAAGAGAAUCUAGUGAAAACCCUCUUGAUGAAAGUGAAAGAGGAGAGUGAAAAAGCAAAUAUAGACCUCUUAUUAGUGGGCGAUGUCACAGUUCAGUACCUGGCUGAUACUGUACAGAAAUUAUUUUCAAAUAUAGCAAAAGUCACCGUCAUCAUUAGUGAUGUGAAGAGGGCAGCAGCACUUGUGGAUGACUGCACGUUUGACAUGGUUUUCCUGAAGCUGACUUCUUCACCAACUGCCGAGGAGCUGGAAGUGGUCAAAUUAAUCAGAUUUGGUAAGAAAAAAAAUACACAUUUGCUGUUUGUUUUUAUAAUCCCUGAGAAUUUUAAAGGUUGUGUUUCAGGACAUGGAGCUGAUAUUGCUUUAACCGAACCACUAACAAUGGAAAAAAUGAGUGUUGUGCUGAAAUACUGGAAAACAUGUUUCUCACAUACUGUUAAGAAUGAAAUUUCUGUGAAGCCUGAAGAACCUGAGUUGCCUCUGCCGAAGUCCUACAGUGAACACCUGGGAUAUUUUUCUACUGAUGUAUUUGCUUGCUCUGAAUCUCUAAGAAAUGACAUUGGACUUGAUUUAAAGGCUCCAUUGUCAAAUUUUGAGAAAAGAAAAAAGAUUUCUCUUCUUCAUUCAAGCAAGGAAAAGCUGAGAAGAGAACGAAUCAAGUAUUGCUGUGAGCAGCUGCGUGCCCUGCUGCCAUAUAUAAAGGGGAGAAAGAAUGAUGCGGCUUCUGUCCUCGAGGCCACAGUUGAUUACGUGAAGUUUGUCCGGGAGAAAAUCCCUCCAGCCAUCAUGGGCCAGAUUACAGAAGUACUUCAGAGCAAUAGGAAGUUUUGUAAGAAACAACAAAUGCCCAUCCAGCUAUCUGUCCCAGGCACAAUCAUGGGACAAAGGGAAAACAGUGUGCUGACCAGCACUUACUCACCUGGGACGGGCAUCAGAUUCCUGACUAACAAGCACUUGAAUGUGUAUUCUGUCCCUGCCUCAGGGGGGGCCUUGGAUGAAGCUGUGAGAGGUCAGUCCAGCUCUGCGUCAGAGAACGCUAUCGGUGAUGUGUAUAAAACCCGAAUCCCCAGCACAGCUCUGUCUCUAAAUUCCUUCCACGCUGUCAGAUACUAUUCUAAAGUGGUCCCUUCCUAUGACGCAGCUGCCGUAACAAAUCAGAACACUCCAGUGCAUUUCCCAACAGCUGUGCCCAAAGUCUCCAAGUUUCUUCCUCAGCACUGCAAUUCUGUGCUGGGCCAGGCAUGCACAGCACACCCCAACUGUCUGCAACAGUUUUGGGCGUAUUAAUAGCACAUGUUUGAAAUUCACUCUAGACCACCUAUUGGGUGCCGUUUGACAAUACAGGAAGAAUGGAACAAAGAAUGAUCUUGAAAGCUACACCCAGAGACCUAAUAUCAAAAGGGUUUGCAUUGUAUGGCUUCUGAUAAAUGUGCUAAAAGCUUCUGCAGGUAGAAAGAGAGGCAGCAAGAGUACUAGCUAGCCAUAGGCUUUUAUUAAUACUUCGCUUCAUACAUACUUGGAUCGCCCCCAACCAAAGUGCUCUAAGAACAAAUGGCCUAGGUGACCUGGACACUUUUUGUUCUCAAAAAACAUUCCACAAUUUUUGCAAAAAGUACAUUAUAAAGAAGAUCCACAAUUUAUGCAAAAAUUACAUUAUAAAGAUCCACAUAGUGCAUUGAUGUUGCUAAGUACAGAUAUUGCAACUUGAUUCUUAUUUUUAGUAUCAUUGUGAGUUACUGUCACUUAUUUCUAGGUGGUAUCUUUUCCAGAUUUGGCAUUUUAGAGCAUUUCCUUCAUUAUUCCUACUAAGAUACCUUAAUUUGAGAGAUGUGUUUACCUCCUCACUUUACUACUAAUGAAUAAACUGACGUGUUUAUUUUUGCAUUUCACCUUCCCUUGAGUGAAAUGAGAGCUAACAGGUAAAUGUCUCUUUCUGGAUCUUUAGUUACAGAUUAGCAGGUUUUUCUUUGUUUUCCAUGUCCUUCUCCCUAUAGGCAUUAGAAAAGAUUGUUGGAAAUAA